Dicrocoelium dendriticum is the source of this 2592-nucleotide messenger RNA. Lineage: Eukaryota; Metazoa; Platyhelminthes; Trematoda; Plagiorchiida; Dicrocoeliidae. The record is from the annotation of a GenBank genome assembly.
AUGCUGUCCAUGUUUAUAGAUGCACCCUUGAAAGACUUAGCUAUCAAGGCAGACGCUGCGUUCGAACGUUUUCCGCAGCAGACGACCAGUAACUCCGGUGACGUAUUCUCACCGAUGAAAACCGAAUCCCAUGUUUGUUCCCAGUCGCUAGACCGAUCUGACUCUAAAGAUGAGGAAAUUGCGCUACUUCGCAGCAGGAUAGCAGCAAUGAAGGCUUCGAAGCAGCGUGUGCCACGGUCAAAUGCUGACCACGUUUUGGCUACCGUUCAUUGCGGCUCGUCUGUGCCUGCACCGAAUACGUCACGUUCGGCACGAAAGCGCCACAUUUUCCUUACAAGUUCUCAGUCAGAUAAUGUCAAGCCCGUCGAAGAAGUAUGUUGGUAUCACCGCCAAUACGGUGGAAGAGCUAGACGUUGUCGGGCUCCCUGCAUUAGGCACGACCCAGGGAAAACGAAUAGCCCGCAUACUAGCACUACAAACGUAUCAUUCAAUAGCCAAGCAAACCGACUGUUUUACGUUAAGGAUCGACGUUCUUCCAUCACCUUCCUCAUCGACACGGGAGCGGAAGUCAGCGUCAUCCCAGCGACCGCUAGCGACAAGCACUCGAAGCCUACGUACAAUUUGCGUGCGGCCAACGGUUCUCCGAUAGCUUCAUUCGGUCAGCGCAUGAUGAACCUGGACCUCAAUCUUCGCCGAGAUUUUCAGUGGGUCUUCAUGGUUGCGUCUGUACCCUUCGCAAUUAUCGGUAUCGACUUCCUCCGACAUUUUGGGUUGCUUGUUGAUGCUGGUCGCCACAGACUUUUAGACGACCGUACGAAACUAGGUGUUGAUGGUGUCCUUUCAGAUGCCCCGGUAAUCAGCCCUGUAUUUCGGAUCGCAGACGCACCGUCCGACUACUUGAGCCUCCUCUCCGAAUACCCGCGACUGGUUCGACCGGCUGCAGAGCUUCCACCAGUCACGACAGAGGUCGCUCACCACAUAGUUACGCGCGGUCAACCAGUUAGCGCACGACCAAGACGGCUUGCUCCAGACAAACUACGGGCAGCACGAGCCGAAUUUGACCACAUGCUUCAACUUGGUAUCGUCAGACCGUCCAACAGCCCAUGGGCGUCGCCUCUGCACAUGGUCCCGAAGAAGGUUGUGGGGGACUGGCGUCCUUGCGGCGACUAUCGAUCCUUGAAUACGGUAACCACGCCUGAUCGCUAUCCGAUCCCACACAUAGUGGAUCUCACCGCCAGUCUGGCGGGUAAAAAUAUCUUCAGCAAAAUCGACUUGGUACGCGCAUACAACCAAAUUCCGGUAGCCGAGGCGGACAUCGCUAAAACUGCCGUGACGACUCCAUUUGGUUUGUUCGAGUUUCUGCGCAUGCCAUUCGGUCUAAAGAAUGCCGCGCAAACUUUUCAGCGUUUCAUCGACCAAGUUUGUCGCGGUUUAGACUUCGCUUACGCGUAUCUUGACGACAUUUUAAUCGCAAGCUCUUCACGAGAAGAGCACAUACGCCACGUACGAACACUUUUUGAUCGUUUAUCUCAACACGGGGUGACGAUCAACGCAGAAAAGUGUUCGUUUGGUGUCGAUUCAGUCAAUUUUCUGGGACAUCGUAUCUCUUCUGCAGGCGUCGUGCCACUGCAGGAUAAAAUUCAAGCCAUCAUCGACUACCCCGAGCCUCAUUCUUUCAAACAGCUCAGGCGUUUUGAUGGCCUUGUUAACUUUUACCGACGAUUUAUACCCAACUGCGCCUCGCUGAUGCAACCCCUCACGGACCUUCUCCGAGGGAAACUCAAGAAAUUCGAAUUUUCUGCCGCAGCUAGCGCUGCUUUUAAGUCGCUGAAAGAGGCUAUCGCCAACAUAGCUUCUAUAGCGCAUCACGAUCCGGCCGCCCCACUGUCCCUCAGUACUGACGCCUCGGACGUGGCAGUCGGCGCUGUUUUGCAGCAACGCGUAGCCGACACGUGGCAACCCUUAGCCUUUUUCUCCAAACGUCUACAACCUACCGAAUCUCGCUACAGCACGUUCGGUAGGGAACUACUAGCCGUAUAUCUAGCGAUACGUCACUUUCGACACAUCCUAGAAGGCCGCUCCUUUGUCGUCUUCACCGACCACAAACCCCUGACUUACGUGCUCGGCUCGACUACCGACCGAUACUCUCCUAGAGAGUCGCGCCACCUUGACUAUAUCGCUCAGUUUACGACCGAUAUACGGCAUGUCUCAGGUGUGCACAACGCCGUCGCCGAUGCACUUUCUCGUAUCCAGGCUAUCUCCGCUGACGCCGGCACUGCUAUCGACUUGGCAGCCAUGGCCACAGCACAACUUAACGACCCUGAGGUUGAUCUACUACGCAGGUCUCCCUCAUUGGACAUACGACCCGUUCCGCUGACAUCAUCAGACGGCACCAUACUCUGCGAUCUAUCUCUGGGCACGCCGCGCCCAGUCGUCCCACGUGAGUUUCGGCAGACCGUGUUCGACUCGUUGCACGGCUUGUCUCAUCCAGGCGUUCGUGCAUCGGUUAAACUCGUAACCGCACGAUUCGUUUGGCGCAAUGUUAAUCGGGACGUCCGUACCUGGGCAGCUGCUUGCCUUCCGUGUCAACGC